GAGCUUAUUUUUAGUGAGCCAUAAGCUUAAAAAGGGCCCUUUUGGGUGGGGGGCGGCACGGUGUCCGUGACUGAAGGGGAACGAGAUCCGGUGUGUCCUCCCGUUUGGAGACCGCACUUCCUUAACCGUUUGCGGGGCCUGUGUUUCUUUACUUUGUGGGGGAGAGUCUGUCUGAGCGAGUGUUUUGCUUUCCACACUCUUCUUUUCACUGCAUUAACUGCUUCCAACUCGGUUCCACAGUCUCAUCUGAGUGGUACAAAAUGCACCCCAUUCUGGCUGUGGGUCUCCAUCUCCGAUCUCGCCGCUGCUUCUAGCGUUUCGCUCCUGUUUUUUCUCAGCCCUAAUACAGUAUGCACGGUUACAGCCGGCUUGGCAUCAGCCGCUCCAAUGGCGGAGUGUCGUCUCCGCCGUCAUCGCCUCGGUUCCGCCAUGGCCGGACCAAGACCGGCGGCGGUGGUGGGUUCGGUGCCGCCGGAGGAGGAGGAGGAGGCGGCGGCCGUGGUCAGAAGCUGCAUAGUUUUGUGGAGCGGGUGAUGUUUGUUUUUGUGUCGGCGGUUUUCCGGCGACGAGGCUUGCUGUUGUUUGCGCCGGUGUUGUACAUUUCGGGAAUGUUGUUGUAUAUGGGAUCUUUGAGCUUCGAUGGUGGCGGCGGGGGCGGCGGCGGUGGUGGAGCUGAGACUCAGCCGCCGGGAUCGGUGUAUAGGAGUCCUGAGGUUUUCGAGAAGUUAUGGGCUUUUAUGGAGGGUGAGAGCAAUAGAAGCCACAAUGCGCUGAUGACUGUGUGGCAUCCAAAACCACAUCAAAGUUGGAAGCCUUGUGUCAACCAGAGAAUUUCUGCAGCAGAGUUACCAAAGUCUAAUGGUUACUUUAUUAUUGAAGCAAAUGGUGGGUUGAACCAACAGCGCUUAUCGAUAUGUGAUGCAGUGGCAGUGGCAGGAUUAUUGAAUGCUACUCUUGUAAUUCCAAUGUUUCAUUUAAAUAGUGUUUGGAGAGACUCCAGCAAAUUUGGGGACAUAUUUGAUGAAGAAUUCUUCAUAUACGCUCUCCGAAACAAUGUGAAUGUGAUCAGAGAGCUCCCAGGAGAUGUCCUUCAGCGUUUUGACAAUAAUAUAAGCAACAUUGUAAAUUUGAGACUAAAAGCUUGGUCAAGUCCAACAUACUAUAUUCAAAAGGUCCUUCCGAAGCUCCUGCAGAAGGGGGCUGUACGUGUUGCACCUUUCUCCAACAGAUUGGCUCAUGCAGUUCCUUCUGAUAGCCAGAGCCUGAGAUGCUUGGCCAACUUUGAAGCACUGAGAUUUUCAGAUCCUAUACGAAUGCUUGCAGAGAACAUGGUUGAUCGGAUGAUUAAGAAUAGCUCAGAAAGUGGGGAAUAUAUUUCAGUGCAUCUUCGGUUUGAAGAGGAUAUGGUUGCAUUUUCCUGCUGUAUGUAUGAUGGCGGUGAGGAAGAGAAACAUGAAAUGGAUGUUGCUCGUGAAAGAGGUUGGAGAGGAAAAUUCAAUAAAAGAGGUAGAAUAAUAAGGCCAGGUGCAAUUCGGAUGGAUGGAAAAUGCCCAUUAACUCCAUUAGAGGUAGGGAUGAUGCUUAGGGGCAUGGGUUUUGAUAAUACUACCUCAGUUUAUGUUGCAGCUGGAAAAAUUUAUAAAGCAGAAAGGUAUAUGGCCCCACUUAGACAGAUGUUUCCACGAUUAGAAACGAAGGAUACACUGGCUUCUCCUGAGGAACUUGCUCCAUUUAAGGGCCACUCCUCUAGGUUGGCUGCUCUUGAUUAUACAGUUUGCCUUCACAGUGAAGUAUUUGUAACUACUCAAGGUGGAAAUUUCCCCCACUUCUUGAUGGGUCAUAGGCGCUACCUAUAUGGAGGCCAUGCAAAGACAAUAAAACCUGAUAAAAGGAAAUUAGCAUUAUUAUUUGAUAGCCCUGAUAUCAGUUGGGACAACUUUAAGAGCCAGAUGCAAGACAUGCUACGCCAUAGUGAUUCGAAGGGAAGCGAAUUGCGAAAGCCCAGCAGCUCGCUUUAUACCUUUCCAAUGCCAGAUUGCAUGUGUAAACAAGCAGAAACAGGAAUUGAUAAUGGUAACACAACAAAACUUGAUUGAAACUCGUAACACAAACAGUCCUUAGGUGGAUGAAAUUUUCCUAUACCUGUAAUUUAUGUUGUAUAAUUUAAUUGAAUUCUGAAGGUAAUUAUCUCCCUUUGAAUUGAGGGGAGAAUUUUUGAGAUUUGAUUCUUUCAACUUCAUUGACUCAGCUAUAGUUGCUAGUUGAUAAUCAAAAUCCAUUGUAUAUGACACAGUAACAGCCCAUAUAAGAUGAAAAUUUUAUUUUGAAUGAGUUUCAC
This is a messenger RNA of Vitis riparia (riverbank grape), 2338 nucleotides long. Its product is annotated as O-fucosyltransferase 9. The record is from RefSeq and is a predicted model, not a curated record. Lineage: Eukaryota; Viridiplantae; Streptophyta; Magnoliopsida; Vitales; Vitaceae.